Messenger RNA from Chlamydomonas reinhardtii, 3445 nucleotides. RefSeq lists its product as uncharacterized. Bases 161 to 2365 code for a protein of 734 amino acids. The record is from RefSeq and is a predicted model, not a curated record. The transcript is spliced from 16 exons. NCBI's taxonomy places the organism in Eukaryota, Viridiplantae, Chlorophyta, Chlorophyceae, Chlamydomonadales, Chlamydomonadaceae.
CAAAACUUCCACAACACACGAAGCAAAUCCUAAUUGAUAUUGUGAGUGCUUCUUUCUUGGAAGGCAUGGCUACCUAACGUCAUUCACCAGCACUGCUAAACAGAAAAACCUAUUUUGCCCGGACCUGCGCGCGUCGGGCUUACUAGGGCCGGUUCGGGAAAUGGCAUUGCUAGGUGGCAAGGUUGCUCAGCCAGGCGCACGAUCAUGCGCUGGGCGCUCACAGCGGCCGGUGGCGUCGUGUCACCAGUGGAGCGGUAGCAGCGGGUCGUGUCGCGCCAGGCGUGUUGCUGGCUUCGGGCCCGGCCUGGCGCCGGCGUCGCACCAGCCGCUGCCCGGUGGCCCCCUGGGUCGGCCCUCCUCGUCCUCCUCCUCGGUGCGGGUGCGCUCCGUGGAUCCCAAGCACCCGGAGCGCCCUACCUUCGGCUUCGAGCUGCUGGGCCCCAACUGGUCCAACCGCGCCAGCCUGAGCGAGGAGAUGCUGGGGUCGCUGCUGGAGCUGCCCGGCACACGCGGCAUGACCGACCUGAGGGCGCGCGCGGACGCACUGGCGGCAUGGAAGAUGGCGCUGCAGAGGGGCACGCUGCCCAAGAUGGAGGAGCUGGAAUGGCCGCAGGAGCCCUUUAGGAGCAAGUUCGCGGACGCGCUACGCAACAUGGAGAUGCCGCGCUUCACGCGGCGCUACCCCGCCAUCCUGGACACCCUCAUAAAGCAGAUGCUGGGGUUGGCGCGCGAGUUUGAGGAGAAGCUGGCGGCGGCGGAGCAGCAGCAGCAGCAGAAGCAGCAGCAGCAACAGAAGCAGCAGCAGCGCAGUCAGGGCAGUCAGAACCAGGAGCAGCAGGACCAGCAGCAGCAGAGCCAGGAGGCCAGUGCGGCGGGCGGCGGGGGCUCGGAGCAGCCGCAGCAGGGCGACGCGCCGCCGCCGGAGGAGAUGGAGAUCAACGAGGAGGAGCUGCAGCAGAUGAUGCAGGAGGCAAUGGAGCAGACCAAGAACGAGAGCAAGCAGCAGCAACAGCAGCAGCAGGGCAAGCAGCUGCAGAUCAGCCUGCAGGACAUGGAGGGCGAGGCCAAGCAGCAGCAGAACUCGGAGUCUCAGCAGGCGCUGUCGGCCCAGCUGGAGGAGAUUGCCGAGGACAUUGUGAAGCAGUUCGAGGCGAAGAUGGGCGAGGUGAUGGACAACCUGGAGACGGGCGAGAUGGCCUUUGACGACCUCAACUCUCUGCUGGACAGCGCGGAGGGCUUCGACCUGUCGCGCGGCACCUGGCGCCGCAGCGGCUGGCGCGAGCUGGACGCGCUGAGGGAGGUGCUGGAGAAGGUUCCUGAGCUUCGCGAUUUGGUCCGGCAGCUAGGUCGCGGCGGCGGCAAGGGGCCGCUGCGGCGGGCGCCCGAGGAGCUGGAGGCGCGCGGCUACCCGCCCGGUGUCAUCAGGUCGCCGCUGCAGCCCGAGGAGGUCCGCGGCCUGACCCGCUCCGGCGACCUGAGCCGCAUGCUGCCCAGUGAGAUGGCGCUGCUGGCGCACGGCUGGCCGCGCAGGGGCAGGCCGCAGACACAGCCCGCACCGGCAGGCGCGGGGCGGCAGCAGCAGCAGGCGGGCGCCUCCGGGUCCGGGUCCGGGUCCGGGUCCGGGUCCGGCACGCCACACGCGGCCGGGUCUGAGCCGCACAUCCCCGCCUCCGCCUCCGUCAGCAGCGGCGAGUUCGACCUGGAGGAGUACUACCUGCCUGGCGCGCACGCCGCACGCCGCCUGCACCGGGUGCGGCGCGCCGAGCGCAUGCUGCUCAGCUACGACCGCACAGGCUGGCUGGAGGACGAGCCGGCCCGUGUGACCAGCCGCAUGGAGAUCCGGCCCGCCGCCGAGAUGGGCCCCAUCAUCCUGUGCCUGGACACCUCGGGCUCCAUGCGGGGAGCGCGCGAGACGGUGGCCAAGGCGCUGGCGCUGGAGUGCCUGCGCGGCGCGCACCGGCAGCGGCGGCAGUGCUACCUGUACGCCUUCUCCGGACCCAACGAGGUCCAGGAGUUGCAGCUGUCUGUGGACGUGGACAGCCUGGACCAGCUGCUGGCCUUCCUGUCCUGCAGCUUCAUGGGCGGCACGGACGUGGACGCGCCGCUCAAGCUGUCGCUGGAGCGGCUGGCGAAGGCGGAGUGGGCGCAGGCGGACAUCCUCAUGGUCACGGACGGCGAGAUACCCAACCCCGACGACAAGAUCAUACAGGCCAUCUCCCGCGCGCACGAGGAGAUGGGGCUGGAGGUGCACGGGCUGCUGGUGUCCAGCCACGUGACGGAGGCCAUGCGCAAGCUGUGCACGGACGUGCACGUGUUCAAGAGCUGGAGCGCGGUGCCGGGCGGCCAGGACUACAUGUACUCGUGAGGGGGGGGGGCAGCAGGGCAAGGAUGGAGGAGUGGGGCAGGGGGGGAGGUGGUGGUGACUGCGGUGGACGGUGGCGGCGAUGCGGCGUGUGGCGGCGCGCGGUGAGCGGAUGAGGGCUGAGCUGUGUGGCUACAGCGGCUCACAGGUGUGGGGCUGGGAUUAGGCUUGAGGCAGGAGGGGGGCCACGGGCGCACAUUUGAUGGUGCGGCGUGAGGCGAUGGCAGGCCGCGUGAAAGCAGCUGCACGGCUGCGGCCGGUGAGGACAUGCAUGGCCAGCUGCCACAACCAUAGCCCAUCCACGCCAGCACGUUGCAGGCGCGAUUCGCAUUCUGCAUUGCACACCCCUCGCUAAGCUCAGCCGCCAGCCGCAACGCGCCCCCACACGGCGACACUCCUGGCAGAGAUGCAGGCACGGCUGGGCUCAGCACUCGUUGUUGCGGCGUCGCACAUGGGGAUGAACGAGGUUGAGCCCCUGGCGAUCCUGCACGUGCCGACGUGCGGGUGCUGCGCGGGCCGGCAACAGGUGUAGAUGUUACGAAUCCGCGUGAGCGUGCAUGGGGUGUAAAAACGUGCUAUGCUGCGUGUGUUGGGGGACGAAGUAUUUACUGGCGCACGUUAAGUCGAGUCACGGCGCUGGUGGUGGGGAGGCAACAGCGUGUUCACACAUGUCGGAGACGGAUCUGACACGCACCUGAAGGGCCACGUGGAGCAGUCAGUUCCAUGCAAACCGGAUGCGGGAUUGCGGGUUGAGGUAGCUGCCACCAAGGAGGAAAAGGAGGUGGCGGUAGCCUGGAAAAAGGACAAAAGGAGGUAGCGAGGGAGGCGCCCUGGUGGAAGGAAGCCUUGAGGGAUGCGGCCGCACAGAAGGCGGCCUUGAGGGAGCCGGCCGUGAGGGAAGGAGCUCCUGCAGGUUGGGCACUGAGGCACGCAUUGAGGGCAGGAGCGGAGGGAGGGAGUGAGGGACAGGCUGGGCAUUAUUCCAGCACAACAAUGGCCUCUGGAUCACCCCUUAAUUCCCGCAAUGUACCGGGCUGCCGGCUACGCUUGGCCCGGCGUGGCGCGGUGUAAGUCCGGUGCUGU